Conger conger (European conger) is the source of this 898-nucleotide messenger RNA. RefSeq names its product putative claudin-24. Gene Ontology annotation, cellular component: bicellular tight junction; plasma membrane. The coding region runs from base 1 to 666 and encodes 221 amino acids. The transcript has a single exon. Gene Ontology annotation, molecular function: structural molecule activity. Gene Ontology annotation, biological process: cell adhesion; bicellular tight junction assembly. The record is from RefSeq and is a predicted model, not a curated record. Lineage: Eukaryota; Metazoa; Chordata; Actinopteri; Anguilliformes; Congridae.
AUGGACCGGGGCGCGCGGGCCCUGGAGCUGGCGGGGACGUUCCUCUCCACGGUGGCCUGGCUGUGCACGUUAGCCUCCACCGUCACGUCGCAGUGGCUGACUCUCUCCACCAGCCUGCUGCCCACCGAGAGCUACGAGCUGGGCCUGUGGGAGACCUGCGUGGUGCAGGAGCUGGGGGCCACGCAGUGCAGGCCCUACAGCAGCCAGCUGGGCCUGCCCCCGGACAUCCGGCUGGCCCGGGCCCUCAUGUGCACGGCCCUGGGCUCCGGGCUGCUGGGGCUGACGCUGGCCGUGCCCGGCCUCCACCUGGUGCACAGCUGCAGGGGCCUGCGGGCCCAGGAGGCCAAGAGGGCAUCCAAGCUCCUGGGGGGGGUGUUCUGCCUGGCGGCCGGCGUGGUGGGGCUGGUCCCGGUGUGCUACAUGGCCCACCUGACGGUGCUGCGCUUCUUUGACGAGUCCAUGCCGGACGUGGUGCCACGCUGGGAGUUUGGGAGCGCCCUGUUCUGCGGCUGGGCGGCCGGGAUCCUCCACCUGCUGGCCGGGGCCUUGCUGGUGGGCUCCGCGCUGUUCUGUCAGGGGCGUCCCCGCAUUGAGCCCACCCCCCUACAGACACCUGUGAGCCGGGCAGCCCAUCGUUCCUCUGGGACCAAGUCAGAGUACGUCUGAACAGAGAGCAGAAACUGAAUCACUUCAUCACUGAUUUUUCUUUCUCUCUUUGCUUGCUUUCUUCCUCUCUUCUCUCACCUCUCUCCUUCCCUCCCAAACCUGGACUCCUGUCUUAUUUUUGUUAGCUUUAGCAUGCUAGUCUGUCUCGUCUCAUGGUACUGUACAUAGGACACUUCUAAGGACAAUACUAAUUAAACUAUUGGAAUUAAUUUCUGAUAUCAAAAUAUAUAAA